AAAAUACACAGAUACAUUGCAAAAGAUUGAGAGGUAUAACAAUAAAUAUAUUUAAAGUAUAAAUAAAGAUAGGACCUAUCAACAAGAGUAUCAGAAAAAGCAAGUUUUUAAAGCAAUUUUAGCGUUGUUAACCCCUUGAUUAAGAUUUAUUUGUCGCCUGCUUAAAGUCAUGACAUAAAUUGACCCUUUGCUCAAAGUGUAUACACAAUUUGGACAGAAAUAUUUUAUCCCUUGGUGUACACUCGGCAGAAAGUGUGGCACUUUACAACAUGGUUGUACUGGAGGUAGUGGAUAGCUCCCUCCUCGUGACCGCGGUUGUUCCGUACAGAGAUAAAAUCAUUGAAGACGACCUCGCGGAGAUCUUCAUCACCAUCAACCUCGGCGUGACUAGCGGCGUCAUCUCCGUCCUGGGCAUCGUCGGCAACAUCAUCAACAUCAUCAUCUUCACCAAGCAAGGCUUCAAGGACACGGUCAACAUCAGUUUCUUCGUCUUGGCCGUCACCGACUUUCUCUCCCUGCUGACCUUGCUCUGGGUGUCCAUCUGUUUCUUUCCCCCGUUUAGGUACUCCGACCUCCCUUUCUCGUCAACGGACAUCGAGUACCUGACAGGGGGCUGGCCCCAUAUCAUCUGCUCGAGAACCACCGGCUGGAUCACGGCCUUCGUGACGAUAGAGCGCUGCCUGUGCAUAGCCCUGCCCCUCAAGGUGAAGACCAUCGUCACGGGAAGACGCGUUGUGAUGUGCAUCGCCGUCAUCGUGCUCUUCGUGAUCGCCAGUGUCGCCCCGGCCUACUACACGAGCCGUCUGGCCUGGACGUACAACCCGCUGUUGAACAGGACGAUGCUCGGCCUGGUGUUCACGCCGGACCGAAACGAGGUGGAAGAAGUCGCCUUCGCGAUCAACAGCGUGUUCUCUCCCCUCGGUUCGUUCGGCGCCGUCGUCAUCAGCACCGUCAUCCUAGUCGUCAAGCUCAACGAGAAAACAAAAUGGCGCCAGCAGUCCGUGGCCGAUAAGGAUAAAAACGCCAACAUCUCGACAAAGGAGCAAAAGGUGGUCAAAAUGGUGGUGGGGAUAUCCACGAUAUUCAUCGUCACCUAUACGCCGGCGGCCAUCAUCUUCUCCGCCAUGGCCAGAGAGCCGGAAUUCCGUCUGACCGGCUACUACUCCAACAUCAACAUCGUCGUCGUGUCCAUAUCGUUCAUCCUGGAAGCGGUCAACGGAAGUGUCAAUAUUAUUGUGUACUACAAAAUGAGCACUCGUUUCCGGAUAUGUUUUUUGGCUCUCUUCAACAUAGAAACGUCCGAAAAAUCUGCUGCCGCUAGGUAAACCGACGAAAUUCCCGAGAGACGCCGAUUUUUAGUAGAGUACUUCGGCUGAAAUCAAAUUACAAUCACUUCUUGAGUAGUAAAGAGUAAAAACUGUAUGACAAUAUCAUCACUCUACUCUAAGAGCACUUCAACUCUAAGAGUAGCCUCAGAGAGUAAUUCAACUCAUAGAGUACUUCAACUUCAAUCAAUGAUGAGGAAACAUUCAAAUUAGCUGUUUAAUAAAAUAAAAUUCUAGUGACAAGGGGAG
This is a messenger RNA of Lymnaea stagnalis (great pond snail), 1574 nucleotides long. The record is from the annotation of a GenBank genome assembly. Lineage: Eukaryota; Metazoa; Mollusca; Gastropoda; Lymnaeidae.